This is a messenger RNA of Cuscuta europaea, 2112 nucleotides long. Lineage: Eukaryota; Viridiplantae; Streptophyta; Magnoliopsida; Solanales; Convolvulaceae. The record is from the annotation of a GenBank genome assembly.
CUUACCGACAUUUCCUAACGCUCAAUCCAAAGGUCAUAAGGGUCUUACUAGUAAACCCAUGUUUUUAUUAGUACAGAAAAGCUAAAGUAAACCCGUCCAUAGUGUUUGUGUUUCUACUUUCUAGUUUAAACUUGGCCCCUGAACAGCUACGCCCCUGCCGGAAACUUGCCGGAGCCCGGACGGAACGCAACAAAAAAUUGGAUCCCAGGACAGGUGAUGGGUCGCUCACCUGUCAUCUGCUGCCAUCGUCACUGUGGUUGGAGUGGGUCGCUCUUAUUUUCUUGUUAAUCUUUGCCGCUUAUAAUCGCCAGCAGUUUCAUUUAGUCGUCUUUACCGCUAUCAAGUGGACGUCUUUGUCGUUUCAUCGCUGGAUUUAGCCGGACAUUGCCGUCACCUUCGCUUCAUCUGGGUUUUGCUGGAGUUGAAUUGGUUGUUCAUCUCCCUCCUCUGCUAUUAUCCAUCGCUGGAGUUAGGUGUUUGACUAAUCGAUGCUCCAUCGCUUGCUUCAUUUUAUGGCUCCCUCUCUUCUUCAAAGUCCGUCUCCUCCGCAAUUUCAGAUUGUGAUGGAUACUCCUUUGAAGUCCCUCAACCCGAACAAGCAUCUUAAAGAACAGUUUGUGAGCAACCUUAGUGGAUCUUCUAUGCUUGAAUUGUUUUGUCUGAUGACAACUCUCUCUUACAGAUUGUCAUACUAUUACGGCGUUCUACCGGAUUAAAUACUCAAAUUGGGGCUUUUUUGAAGAAACAUGACAAAGAUAAUGGUAUUAUUAGGACUAAGAACUUGGCGAUGUACAUUGCAGCAGUUAGCCUGGAUUUCCUCUGCAUUAUUGUUCCUUUCAUUUUAUAUACAACUGUCCUAGCAGAUUGGAUUUAUGUAAAUACAACUCUGGUUGCUUCGUUGUUGCUUUUAUGUAUUUUUUUUGGAAGAUUUGGAUCUCCUUUUCAGGAUGAUGGGCUCCAAUCUCUUAGACAAAAUAUAUCAGCAUACAGAGUAUCCAUGAUGCUUCUUACAUGCUUGUGUAUUCUGGCUGUUGACUUCAAAAUGUUUCCUAGAAGAUUUGCAAAAACAGAGACUUACGGAACGAGCUUGAUGGAUCUUGGUGUAGGCUCAUUUGUAUUGACAAAUGCAUUCGUUUCACGUCAGGCACGUGGCAUCUCAGCAAUGAGUUUCUCUAACUCAUUGCGUUCAACCUGGCCACUGAUAUUUCUAGGCCUUGCUCGACUCAUAUCUACAUCGAGUGUAGACUAUCAGGUUCAUGUAGGGGAGUAUGGAAUGCAUUGGAAUUUCUUUUUCACCCUCGCUGGUGUGGCAAUCCUUACGUCAAUCAUUAAUGUUCCUCCAAAUUACUGUGGGAUUCUUGGCUUAUUCAUUCUCCUAGGAUAUCAACUAUGCUUGUUACUUGGGUUUAACGAGUAUCUGCUCUCAGAUAAAAGAGGAGCAGAUUUAAUUAGCCAAAACAAGGAAGGGGUUUUCAGCAUUUUUGGUUAUUGGAGUUUGUACCUUAUUGGUGUCCAAUUAGGACACUUUCUUUUUUUCGGGAACCACUAUAGUGCUACUACAUUCAGAAACAAUAAAUGGGCAAUGAAAAGAGUUUGCGCUCUAUCUCUAUCAUUCUGGUUGUUGACAUAUAUUCUUGACAAGCACGUUGAGAAGGUUUCACGCAGAAUGUGCAACCUGGCUUAUGUUAGUUUUGUAUUGGCUCAAAAUCUACAGGUUUUGGGUAUAAUCAUGCUCUCUGGUUAUGCAUCUCAACCCAAAAUAUCUGCAUUGGAGGAAGCUUUCAACCAAAACCUUCUAGCAUCUUUUCUUCUGGCUAACAUGCUUACAGGGCUCGUGAACCUAUCUGUUAAUACGCUAUCUGUUACAUCAUUCUCAGCACUUGCUAUCUUGCUACUCUACGCAUUGGUUUUAUCUAUUGCAGUCGGAUUUGCCAACUUGUAUGGACUCAAGUUCAAGUUCUGGUAGUUAUGUUAGUAGUAAUUUACAGAUUUCAUUUGACCUUGUUCAAUUUAUUUGCAAAUGUAUCAUAGGCUCGUGAACCUAUCUGUUAAUAUGCUUUCUAAAAUAAAUAUAAGAACAUUACUUCCCUUUGUUCUUGAAUAAAUGAAACU